Messenger RNA from Aplosporella prunicola CBS 121167, 1223 nucleotides. RefSeq lists its product as uncharacterized. The annotation marks the transcript as partial. The transcript has a single exon. The record is from RefSeq and is a predicted model, not a curated record. Lineage: Eukaryota; Fungi; Ascomycota; Dothideomycetes; Botryosphaeriales; Aplosporellaceae.
CGUCAACGUGAAAGAGGCGUCCCCCAAGCCUUUCUCCGCAAUAUUCCUCCUCCUCCGCCUCCCCGCAGUCCUCAUCCUCGCCUCUCCUCCCCCCCUCCCUCUCGCCUCCGUCCGUUUCACAUUCGACGAAUCUCAAUCUCGUGCUACCGUCGAUCCGACCCUAGGAGUACCACGUCCUCUCAAACUCUACUGCGCCGCAAACAACGGGUGACUCCGCACGCCGCAUACUACCUCAAUACCUCUGCCCGAGACACAAGCGGGCGGCCUGAACCGACUCCGGUCAACAAACACCGCGCCGCGAACACGACUCUUUCACCUCUUCUCCGGCUUUCAUAUGAGCAGCCGCUUCCCCGCGACCUGCUCCCCAUAUCCAUAGCCACCUACCUACGGAUUACACCGUCACCACCACACCCACCCCACCCACUCACCACCAUGCCGACCACGACCAACCAACGGCCCUUCUUCUCCAACUUCCUCGCCGCCUUCCGCGCGCAAUCAGCAUUCCAAAAAGCAGCGUCGCCGCCCUCAUCCGCACAGCAGCAGCCCUCGUACGCAACAGCAGCAGCAGGAGGAGCAGCCUCACCGCCGUCGUCAAGCUCGUCCAGCUCCUCCGCCUCCGCCUCCCCAUACGACACGGACACGUCCUCGGCCCCGGCCGGCCCGCGCAACAUCCACAGCAAGCCGCACCACAGCAGCGCCACGGCGCACUUCCAGCCGACAACGACGACGCGCCCGCACCACGCAACUGCAGCCGCGUACGCCAAGUCGCCGGGCUCGCCCGCCCACACCAGCCAUGCCACGCACAGCGCCGCCAACAACAACAGCUACGCCAGCCCGGCCUCGCCCGCCUCGCCUCCCUUCCCCAUCCCCCACGCAAAGCAGCGCCGCGGCUCCGACAGCUCCUCCGACGGCGGCUUCCGCGAGCGCGUCUCCAGCGCGGCCGGCCCCGGCGCUGCCCCGGAGAAGUGGUAUAUAGGCGGCCGGACGGCGACGGGCGAGGAGCGCUUCUACAAGCUGGGCAUGGUGAAGCGCGCGCGCAGUAUUGAUCGCUUGAGCUUGGACCGCCUGAGCUUGUAGCCUGAGGUCUGUACUGUGUGCGCUGCAGUUGCUGUGGAGUUGGGCAUGGAAUGCGCCCUGCCUGCUCGAGCGGCGCGUCUCGUGCCGUGCAAGUGAGCCGUGGCGAGGGCCAGAUGCCCCCAAGCUUUCAGAGGACAUCACCACCA